Molecule: messenger RNA, 1829 nt
Organism: Durio zibethinus
Lineage: Eukaryota; Viridiplantae; Streptophyta; Magnoliopsida; Malvales; Malvaceae
Product: triose phosphate/phosphate translocator, non-green plastid, chloroplastic-like
Biological process (GO): transmembrane transport
Cellular component (GO): membrane
Molecular function (GO): transmembrane transporter activity
Source: RefSeq, a predicted model, not a curated record
UUACAAACAGAAUAAGAAAAUUUGAAGCCAAACUUUAGAAUAUCCGGCAGUCGGGAUCCGUUCGCUUUUGUAGUUUUCCUUAAAGUAUAUUUAUUAAUAAUAAAUAUUUUCUCAUAUUCUGCGAGGGAAGCAAAGCAAACUCGCUGUUCCCACCAACCCUGUAUCGACGGAUUCCGCAAAGCUCUUUUUUCAUUUCCUUUCUAAAACUCUUUCUCUCUCUCUCUGGCUCCUGUGAAUCUCCGAUUUAGAUCUCUCACCAAAUUAAAACUACAAAAACAAUGCAAAGCGCAGCCAUUUCUUUGUCUUCUCCUUGUUCAAUUCCUUCUCUGAAACCGCAAAAAUUCGGUUCCAAAUCUAGAUUUGAUUCUAUUCGCGUUUCCUCUUCUUUCUCCGCUUCCAAACGGCAUGAUCUUUCUGCUUCAAGCAAUGCCGUUUCGGUUCCUUCUUUGCCAAAGCGAUCGUGGUCUCUCUCUUCCUCUUUGGCCUUGCCACUCAGGGCCUGGAACCCGGUUCCUUCUGAUUCCAAAGCGGAUCGAUUUGAAGUUAGAGUCACGGCGGCGGAGAGUGCCGGUGAAGGCGAGAAGUCAGGUAGUUUGGUGAAGACGUUGGAGCUUGGAUUGCUGUUUGGAUUGUGGUAUCUCUUCAACAUCUACUUCAAUAUCUACAACAAACAGGUUCUUAAGGUCUUCCAUUACCCUGUAACUGUCACUGUAAUUCAGUUUGCUGUUGGGAGUGUACUUGUUGCUCUAAUGUGGACUUUAAACCUGUAUAAGAGGCCAAAAACCACUGGUGCUCAGCUUGCGGUGAUUCUGCCACUUGCUGUGGUGCAUACCUUGGGCAACCUCUUUACGAAUAUGAGUCUAGGGAAAGUGGCUAUUUCAUUCACUCACACAAUUAAAGCUAUGGAGCCAUUCUUUUCAGUUGUGCUUUCUGCUAUGUUUCUAGGAGAGCUGCCUACUCUUUGGGUAGUUGCUUCCCUUUUACCAAUUGUUGGAGGAGUUGCACUUGCAUCUGUUACUGAGGCCUCUUUCAAUUGGGCUGGAUUUUGGAGUGCAAUGGCUUCCAAUUUGACAAACCAGUCUCGUAACGUUCUCAGCAAAAAGGUCAUGGUCAAGAAAGAGGACUCGAUGGACAACAUUACCCUCUUCUCCAUAAUAACAAUUAUGUCCUUUUUCUUGCUAGCCCCUGCGGCUAUCUUCAUGGAGGGUGUCAAGUUUACCCCUGCCUACAUGCAAUCUGCUGGUUUGAAUGUUAAAGAAGUUGUUGUAAGAUCUCUAUUCGCUGCGCUUUGCUUCCAUGCCUAUCAGCAGGUUUCUUAUAUGAUAUUGCAAAGGGUAUCCCCUGUUACUCAUUCUGUGGGCAACUGUGUGAAACGGGUGGUUGUCAUUGUCAGCUCUGUUCUUUUCUUCAAGACACCCGUCUCACCAAUCAAUUCUCUCGGCACAGGAAUUGCCCUUGCAGGAGUUUUCUGGUAUUCCAGGGUGAAGCGCAUUAAGCCAAAGGCAAAGGCAGCUUGAAGAUUUUGCUGAUAAAUUGAGUUGUUAUAUGAUUUAAGGACAUAUUAGUGAGUUUGGUUUGUACUUUCCCAUUUUGUCUAUUUUACCUUUUUGGAUAAUCUAAAUUCCUUCUGCGGACUGCCACUUGAUUUUAGCAAGAACCCAAUUCCGCUGAGAAGAAUUCUCGUCUUUGGUUUGGGUUUGAUGACUUUCUGUUUAAUUAAUUGGCUGUGGAAUGUAACAUUUGGUAAAAUGUAGUACAAUGACUAUUGGUAAGGAAAUGACCGAAAGGUGAAACCAUCCUGUUCUUCGGGAUGCAUACAUCCAUAGGUA